UGCCCAGGGAAUGGUCCCGGCCCCAAGGCUGCCAGAGCUGCAGGAGCGUUUGGACAGCGCUGCCAGGCGUGCUCAGGAUGAGGAUGUUGGGGUGUUUGUGCGGGGACAGUGGCUGGAUCCACGCUCGCUGCGGAUCCCGCUGAAGCCAUUCCAGGAUCCUGUGGCAGCUCCCGGCCCUCCCUCAGCCCCGCCCGCCCCGCCCCGCUCUCAGGCGCGCCGCGGGCAGCCCUGUGCGGGCAGCGGCGUCGCGGGGUCCUCGCUGCCGCGCCCGGCGCUCCCAAGAUGGCGGCGGGCCCGGUACCGGCCGUGUGAGGCGGGAGCGCGUCCCGGCCGCCCGCGGCUCCUCCGCCCGCCCGGCCCCGCUCCCGCCCCGCAGCCGGCGGGAUGCUCAGAUCCACCGGCUACUUCCGCGGCAUCGACUGCCCGUUCCUCAACGCCGGGGGGUCGGGGCCGGGCCGGGGGUGCCGCAGGCCCUACUGCCACUUCCGCCACCCCCCGGUGGCCCCGGCGCCGUGCGGAGCCUCCGGAGCCUCAGGCGACCCCAGCGUGGGGCUCCCGCUCGGACACGGCGCAGAGCGAGGCUAUGAUCCCUACAACCCUGAGCUGCCCAGGCCCUCGCUGGAGGUGGAGGAUGGCUUUCUGGCUGACAUUACAGAUGUCACACCUGGAAUUCUGGAGCUGGAGCUGGUCAACAAGGCCAUUGAGGCAGUGAAGAAUGAAGUGGAGAGGGAGCAGAAGAAAUAUGAGGAGCUGCUGGAAACCACGAAGGAGUUUGGUGCUUCAGAAGGCUCCUCACUCAUUUCAAACACACCUGUGUCAGCUGCUGGGCCUCAGAAUGAUUCCUUUGCUUCCUUGGAGUAUAAUCCAGGGAGCUACAACUUCAGUAAUAACUCAGACUACAACCCCACUCCUCUGGCUGCUGCUGGCCGCUCCAGUAAAUACACUUUGGAUUCCUCCCGCUCCAAAGGGAGCUCACUGGAGUACGUCCCCAAGGCUGUGGUGCAGAAUAAAAAAUACAGCAGCACUGUCACUAACAACAAAUACGUGAUUGAUGACUCCAAGCCCUCCACAGACUUGGAAUAUGACCCCCUUUCCAAUUACUCUGCCAGGCUGUUGGGCAAAGCCACAACCAAGGGGUCCAAAAGGGAAAGGGCCUCUGAUUAUGAGGACUCCUACUCGCCAUCACGGAAGAAGCUCUGUGAAGAUCCCGAUGAUGAUGAGGUCUUGGCCAGGUUCUCCUCCUCUGAAGAUGAGGCUGAGGUGGAAUAUAAAACAGCUCCUGGUAGUUCACCCUCAAAAGCCGGUUCUGAGAGUGAGUCAAACGAGUUCUCCAGCAAAGAGCAGAGUACAAAAGUGGAUGGCUCUGCUUCCCAGGAAAGCAAAGAAGCAGGAAAGCACAGGGAGGACCUUCCAAAUUCACAGAAAACCCUUGCCAAGAAUUCAUCAGACAAGAAUUCAAAGGCAGCGAAGUUGUGUUCUGGUAAGAACAACAAGGAGAUUGAAAAUAAAAACAAAGACUCCAAAGACAAAACAAAAAAGAAGAAAACCGAUGUUAGUAAAGCACCAGGCCUCAGUGAGGCUGGGAAGAAGGAGAAAAAUAAAAAUGCAGACAAAGACAAAGUGCUCAAGAAAGAAGAAAAAUUAAAAACCAAGAAUGAAGAGAAAAACUGCAAAGACAAAAGCAUCAAAGUGAAAACAGAUGGGAACUUGAAGAAACCUGAAAAACAGAAGUCAGAAAAAGUGGAUGGGUGUAAGAAAGAAAAAUCCAAGUCCAGCACCAGCAGUUCAGGGAAAAGCAAGAGCGAGGGUGUCACCAAAGGCACAGAGAAAGUGGGGAGCAGCAAGAAGGAUCCGCAGAGCAAAACCACUGAUGUGAAAAAUGGCAAGGAAAGCUCUGGUCGUAAAAACAAGGAGAAAGGGACCAAGAGCUCCCUGGAGCGAAAGAAGGACAAGGUCAGUUGUGCAGGACAAGGAGAACCCAAGAAGGGUCAGAAGCAGCAGAGUUUGAGUCACGUGGACCUGUUUGGAGAUGAGAGUGGAGAUGAGGAUGACAAAGGCCGGCCUUUGUCCUCCUCGUUGCUUGAUGUGAGCUCGGACUUGGAUGAGGCUGACUCUGGCUCAGCCUCUGACAGUGACAAGGACAGGACAAAGAAAGUGAAGCGCUCGAAGUUGUCCAAGUCAUCAUCAUCUUCCUCAACAUCUGAUGACAUUGAUUAUUCCAUCCUUGAGAAAGAUGUGGACUUUGAGUCAGAUCCCAUGGAGGAGUGUCUCAGGAUCUUUAAUGAAUCGAAAGAUGUAAAAACUGAAGACAAGGGAAGGCUGGGCAAACAGCCAUCCAAAGAAGAAGCAAAUGAAGAAAAGACAGAAGAUAAUUUAACUACCUUGUUUCCUGGCCAAAAAAGAAGGAUCUCUCAUCUUGUCAAACAAGGAAAUGCAGAGGCCCCGAGCAAGCCGGUAGUGCGGCCCUACCGUCCCCCCACAGCCCAGGAGGUGUGUUACCAGAGGAUCCAGCUGGCUCAGCAGCAGGCAGCACAGCUGGUUGGGGCUGUUCAAAAGACCUCUCUCUGUUUGCCAGGAGAAAAGAGGAGGAUUGCUCACGUGCCAAAUGCAGCCCUCACCGCAGCAGCCAAGCAAAGCCUCGGGAGCAGUAAGACGACUGUUGGUGGCAGGAGUGUCACACCUUCCAAUGACUCUGAAGCCCCCACCCUUCCUCUGAAGCCUUGCACCUUGGCUGGGAUGGCUUCCAAGACCACCAGCACCAUCGUGCCCAAAAGGGUAGCACAUGUUCCCUCCUUACAGAGCACCACUUUACAGAGGCCUGUUAUUCCCACAGAAUUUGGUGCUAAAGUCCCAACCAACAUUCGUCAGAGGUAUCUCAAUCUCUUCAUUGAUGAGUGCCUGAAAUUCUGCUCCUCCUCCCAGGAAGCCUUCGACAAGGCCCUGGCAGAGGAGAAGGUGGCCUACGAGCGCAGCACCAGUCGCAACAUCUACCUGAACGUGGCCGUGAACACCCUGAAGAAGCUCCGCAGCCUCGUGCCCAACUCCCCAGCCAGCACCAACAAGACAAGUAACAAGAAGGUGGUGUCCCACGAGGCUGUGCUGGGAGGGAAGCUUGCUGCCAAGACCAGCUUCACUCUGAACCGCUCAGGGAGCCUGAGAGCCGAGGAUCUGACAGGAGCUGCCCUGUACCGACGCCUCAAGGAGUACCUGAUGACUGAGGAGCAGCUCAAGGAGAACGGGUACCCAAUGCCUCACCCUGAGAAGGCUGGACGGGCUGUGCUCUUCACUGCAGAGGAGAAGAAAGUGAUUGACUCCUCGUGCAGGAUCUGCUGUCGCUGUGGCACCGAGUACAUGGUGUCAGCCUCGGGGAGCUGCAUCCGCAAGGAGGAGUGCGUCCAUCACUGGGGGCGGCUGCGCAAGCAGAGAGUGCCAGGUGGGUGGGAAACUCACUACAGCUGCUGCUCCGGAGCUGUGGGGUCACCAGGCUGCCAGGUUGCUAAACAACACGUGCACGAUGGGCGCAAGGAGAGCCUGGAUGGCUUUGUGAAGACUUUUGAGAAGCUGCCCACGACUGAUGGCUACCCUGGGAUCUAUGCCUUAGACUGUGAAAUGUGCUACACUAAGCAAGGACUGGAGCUGACGAGAGUAACUGUGAUCAACUCAGAGCUGAAAGUGGUGUAUGACACCUUUGUCAAGCCUGACUCCAAGGUGGUGGAUUACAACACCAGGUUCUCAGGUGUGACAGAAGAGGACCUGGAGAACACGAGCAUCACCCUGCGGGAUGUCCAAGCUGUCCUACUGAACAUGUUCAGUGCAGACACCAUACUGAUAGGGCACAGCUUGGAAAGCGACUUAUUUGCACUAAAGCUGAUCCACGGCACUGUGGUGGACACAGCCAUCGUGUUCCCCCACCGCCUGGGGCUGCCCUACAAGCGGGCCCUGCGCACGCUGAUGGCCGACUACCUCAAACGCAUCAUCCAGGACAACGUGGAAGGACACGACUCCAGUGAGGAUGCCAGAGCCUGCAUGGAGCUGAUGGUGUGGAAGAUCAGAGAGGAUGCCAAGGUGAAGCGAUGACCUGCGUUGUGUCUCUGCUGUCCUCCUGCACCUCUGUGAAGAAGCAGUGCAAUAAAUGCCCACAGCCACUCUGUCCCCUCGUGCCAGCAGCAUGUUCCUGCUCCCCAGCCAUCCCAGCAGGACUCCUGGACUCACACCUGCAGCCCCCCUGCCCAGGUGGUGGCUCUCGGAUCCUCAGACUCCACCUGAGGGAUUCUCUGUGGUCCAAGCACUGCCUUUUGGGCCUGGCAAGGUGGUUUUGAGUAGCACAACCAGAACUUCUUGGUUCCUAGGAGAAGUUUGUUAGAGGUAGGUUGGAGAUGUGCAGAAGGUUCUUUCUGGUUCAGUUCAAGGUAGAUUGUUUACUUUUUUUUUUCCCCAAAUGUAACUUAAAUUGCCUCUGUACUCCAAAGCAGUGUUUGGAGAGGGGGGAGAUGGAAGAAGGUUGGGCAGGAAGCUGUGAGUGGAUUGUGUAGCUGGGGUGGGAAGCAAGAGCUGAGGAUCAAGCACUUGGGAAGAGAUCCUGGUGCAAUCCCACUGCAGAGCUGCAAAAGAGGGAGGCAGGCUCUGAGGGAGAGGAAUGAGGGGAUCUGGGAAUUGCCACCUGCUGUGCCCCAGGUGAUCUCCUUGCUGAGGACUGGCUGGCACCUGGUUCUGCAGUCAGUGCAAAGGGGGAAACCACGAGUGUCCCACCUUGCCCAGACCUCAGGGAGCCACGAGGCAGGACAGGGACAAACAGCUCCCAGAGCCAGGGAGAGCCUGCAUCCCAUCACUGCAGGGUAGGACAAGGGUCCUUCCCUGACCCUCAGCUUCCAGCAGGGCUCCAGUGAGCUUGUGUUCAGGGAACAAGGUUUUUGGGUGUGCAGGGAAGGUUGCACCUAAGGGUGGUCUCAGCAGAGUGCAGGACUCCCCACCAGCCUGGCCCUGCUGCAGGGACCUGGUCCAGGCCAAAGCAAAAGGGGAAAAUCCUUCAUUUCACCUCGUUUGCAUGUUGGGAGUUCUGCAGAGAGCAAAGGACCCAGCUGUGUGUCUGGCACCUGGACUAAAGCAGCUGCUGAGUGUGACUGUCACUGGGGUGACUGGAUGGCACUGGUGGGUCACUGCCCAGCCCCUGCUGCUGGCUGGGGACAGCAGAGCUGAGGGGAACCGUCCCCAUGGACCCCAUGUCUGUCAGCUGGGGUCAGGGAGCACCUUCACCCCAGAGCAGUGACCCCUCACCCUCCCUGGCAGCGCUGGAAUUGUCCCUUGGUGGCUGCUGUGUCCCUGUGUCCCUGCAGGGGCUGGCUGUGUCAGUCUGGGGGCAGUGGGGCAGAGCAGCUGCUGGGGUUUGGUUCCUGUCAGAGCCAGGUCCUGCUCACUCCUUUGUGCCCCUGCUUGGUUUGGGGACAGCUGUGUGUCCCCUGCAUGUCCUGCUGAGCCGUCCCCGGCUGUGGGCAGGAGCGUGGGCUGGGCUGUGGUCCAGGACAGGGAUGUCCUGCUCCAUCCCCACGCUGGGCCUGGUGAACUCUCUGCAUCCCACUGCUGCCCUCAGAGGCAGGGAGGUGACUUCUCUGCCAGGCUCUCCAGGAGCCACCAGGAGCAGUGGGGCUGUACAGACUCCUGCUACUGCUGAGCCCAUCUGUGUUUCCCCUGGCAGCCAGUUCCUUACCCCAGGUUUUGGGGAUGCAGCUCCCUGCUGCUCCCCCACUGCUCCACAUCCAGCUCUGCUCCUUCCCUGCCCUGGGGCUUCCACCCCAAGCAGCCUUGGGACACCUUGGGCUGUCCCUGUGUCCCACUGCCUGCAGGGAACAGCGCUGGUCCUGCCCAGGCUGUGGGAGACAGUUCAGUGCUUCCAGCUGGGGAGGGAAGGUUUGUUCCUGCUCCUGCCUCUUUCCCAUGUUUAUCCCCCAUUGAUCUUCACCCCUGGCUGCAGGGAUGGAAUGUCCCUGGAGCAGCCAGGCCAGGCUCAGAUAUGGCUCUUGCCUCUUGCCAGUUCCUCAGCAGGCAGCCCCUGCUUCCCAGCCUUCCCACAGCAGCUCCUUCCCUGGGAAAGCCAGGCAUUCUGCCGUGGGCACGGUGUGCUGUGUCCUGCUCGGCAGCUGCUUGGCUCCCUCCCACCUCCUGGGGCUGGGGCAGGCAGGAAUCCUGCCAGGCCGUGGACCUCCAUCAUUUCCUUCCUUCCCCCAUGGUCCAGCCUAAAGUGAGGCUUUUGGGUUGGGGGUGUGGGGGAGUUGCCUGUGUCAAGGGAUGUCCCUGGGAGAGUGGAACCAUAUCCAGCCACACCAUGGGUGUGGUAAGAGCCAGUCCUGGCCCAGGGCUGCCAUCACCUCCCCAGGCACCAGAGGUUUGGUUGGGUUGUACAGAACGAUUGUAACCUGUAACUUUUUGUAAUUGUUUUUAAUAAAAGAGUGUUGACUAGA
Molecule: messenger RNA, 6455 nt
Organism: Pyrgilauda ruficollis (rufous-necked snowfinch)
Lineage: Eukaryota; Metazoa; Chordata; Aves; Passeriformes; Passeridae
Gene: REXO1
Product: RNA exonuclease 1 homolog
Exons: 16
Coding region: 385-4077 (1230 amino acids)
Cellular component (GO): nucleus
Molecular function (GO): nucleic acid binding; exonuclease activity
Source: RefSeq, a predicted model, not a curated record